Messenger RNA from Fulmarus glacialis (Northern fulmar), 3169 nucleotides. RefSeq names its product ubiquitin specific peptidase 28 (gene USP28). Gene Ontology annotation, biological process: DNA damage checkpoint signaling; protein deubiquitination; regulation of protein stability. Gene Ontology annotation, cellular component: cytosol; nucleus. Gene Ontology annotation, molecular function: protein binding; cysteine-type endopeptidase activity; cysteine-type deubiquitinase activity. The record is from RefSeq and is a predicted model, not a curated record. Lineage: Eukaryota; Metazoa; Chordata; Aves; Procellariiformes; Procellariidae. The transcript is spliced from 25 exons. Bases 1 to 3162 code for a protein of 1053 amino acids.
AUGCUUUUAAACCAGCUGAAAGAGAUCACAGGAAUUCAAGAUUCAGCUUUCCUUCAUGCGGCUCUAAAGGCUGCUAAUGGAGACCUAAUGGAAGCAGUCACCUUCCUGACGGAGGAGCACGCUCAGGAGCCGGCUCAGGACGCGGCUGCUGCAGAGCCGUCCGCUUGGGAAGGGAGCGCUGUGGGCAAACGGCUCCCACGAAAUGUUACUACUGCACUUACCCCUAACAACAAAGAUGACCUCCACGCAGUCGACGGCUUCAGACCACUGGAAUCGCCAAAAGCUCAGGCUGCGGACAGAGACGCUGCUGAAAGACCGCAGGAAGCGCAUUCUGCUGAAAACAAAAGUCGCCCCAAAAGGAAACGCUGUGAAGUCUGGGGAGAGAACCCCAAGCAGAAUGACUGGAGAAGAGCGGGUGACUGGCCCGUUGGAAUGAAAAAUAUUGGAAAUACAUGUUGGUUUAGCGCUGUCAUACAGUCUCUGUUUCAGUUGCCAGAAUUUCGGAGGCUGGUCCUUGGGUACUCCCUCCCACAAAAUGUGCUUGAAAGUUGUCGUAGUCGCACUGGAAAAAGAAAUAUUGCAUUCAUGCAAGAACUUCAGUGUCUGUUUGCUUUAAUGCUGGGGACACGUCGUAAGUUUGUAGACCCUUCUGCAGCACUGGAACUCUUGAGGGAUGCGUUUAGAUCCGCUGAAGAACAGCAGCAAGAUGUGAGUGAAUUUACACACAAACUACUGGACUGGCUGGAGGAUGCGUUCCAGCUUGCUGUGAAUGUCAAGAGCCCUGGGGACAAAUCUGAAAACCCAAUGGUACAACUUUUCUACGGGACUUUCUUGACUGAGGGUGUCCAUGAGGGCAAUACCUUUUCGAAGAUUGAAGCCUUUGGGCAGUAUCCCCUUCAGGUAAAUGGUUAUCGAAACUUGAAUGAGUGCUUGGAAGGAGCCAUGGUGGAGGGGGAGAUGGACGAGGCGACAGCAUCUCAGUCAGUGAAGUAUGGACAGGAGCGCUGGUUUACAAAACUCCCACCAGUACUGACCUUUGAACUCUCCCGAUUUGAGUUCAAUCAGUCACUAGGACAGCCAGAGAAAAUUCACACCAAGCUAGAAUUUCCCCAGACUAUUUAUAUGGACAGGUACCUCUACGGCAGUAAAGAGCUUAUUCAGAGGAAGAGAGAAGAAAUGAAGAGAUUGAAGGAGAAAAUGGUGAUUCUGCAGCAGAAACUGGAAAGGUACAUGAAAUACGGCUCUGGCCCGGCCCGCUUUCCGCUGCCCGACAUGCUCCAGUAUGUUCUCGAAUUCAUCGCUACAAAGCCAGUUGUUUCUUCUGCUCAGGGCUCUCAGACAACACUCUUGCAGCCCCAAGCCGAGCCUCCUGUUUUGGACGUGCUUUCACAGCCGAAUGGGUUAGUAAACAGAAAUAAAAAUAAUUCGACUGAAGAUGCAGCUUUCUUUUUGGCAAAUCCCUCGCCGCAGCAGAAAUCGAGUACGCGGCUCCAGCCUUCUGGUUCGCCAGCAGAAACGUCUGCAUGUCCAGCUCCUCACGUGGUUUCCGAGGAAGAGCUGAACCUUGUUCGGUCGUGUCUGCAGCGGUGGAGAAACGAGAUUGAACAAGAUGUGCAAGAUCUGAAGGAGUCUAUUACCAGAAUCAACCUGUCCAUUGAACAAAUGUACUGUGACCCUCUCCUCCAACAGGUUCCCUAUCGUUUGCAUGCAGUCUUGGUACAUGAAGGGCAAGCAAAUGCUGGUCACUACUGGGCCUACAUAUACGACCAGCCUCGAAAAAGCUGGCUGAAAUACAAUGACAUCUCAGUGACGGAAUCAUCGUGGGAGGAAUUGGAGAGAGAUUCAUUCGGAGGCUUGAAGAAUGCCAGUGCCUACUGCCUGAUGUACAUAAAUGAUAAGGUGUCCCGCUUUGUUGCAGGGUCGAAAACUGAAGAAAGAACUGUACUGCUGAGACACUACAUCCAGGAGGACAACUGGCGACUCGAGCAGGAGGCAGAGGAGUGGGAGGAGGAGCAAUCUUGCAAGAUUCCUCAGAUGGAGCCUUCACCUGCUUCUGAAUCACAGGACCUCUCUUCUGAAUCAGGACCAGAUCAGUCUUCAGUCUGUGAGCAGAGCGUGCGCUCUCUGUCCUCUGAACACGCCAUGAUUGCCAAGGAGCAGACUGCCAAGGCCAUUGCAAACACUGCCGACGCCUAUGAAAAGAACGGCGUUGAGGCAGCUCUCUGCGAGGUGAUGCUGAGUCCAGCCAUGCAAGGUGUCAUCCUGGCUAUUGCAAAAGCCCGCCAGACCUUUGAUCGAGAUGGGUCUGAAGCAGGGCUUGUUAAGGCGUUCCACGAGGAGUACUCCCGUCUCUACCUGCUUGCCAAAGAGACCCCGACCCCUCAGAACGACGCCCGGUUGCAACACGUGCUCAUUUACUUCCUGCAAAACAACGCUCCCCAGCAGGUAGUGGAACGGACCCUUCUUGAGCAGUUUGCGGACAAAAACCUCAGCUACGAUGAAAGGUCAAUUAGCAUUAUGAAGGUAGCACGAGCAAAGCUGAGGGAAAUUGGUCCUGACGACGUCGAUAUGGAGGAGUACAAGAGAUGGCACGAAGACUACAGUCUUUUUCGCAAGGUGUCAGUUUACCUGCUGACAGGGUUGGAGCUGUACCAGAAUAGAAAGUACCAGGAGUCGCUCACCUACCUGGUCUACGCCUACCAAAGCAACACCAAGCUGCUGAUGAAAGGAACCAACAGAGGAGUGAACGAAUCGCUGAUUGCCUUGUACAGAAGGAAGUGUCUCCUGAAGCUGAACGAGGUGGCAGCAUCUCUGUUCGUGAGUUGUGAAGAAGCUCGUGUGACAGAGGGCAUUAGCAUCCUGAACGAGCUGAUCAUCCCCUGCAUGCACCUCAUGAACAACUUCGAGAUCUCCAAAGAGGACCUGGAUGCCAUCGAGGUCAUGAGAAACCGCUGGUGCUCCUAUCUGGGACGAGAAGACAUGGACGCGAAACUGCAGAUGAAGCUGGGCGAAUUACUCCCCCGGCUCCUCGACUGCUCCACCGAGGUCGUUUUUCUGAAAGAGCCCCCGAAGAUCCGGCCCAACUCCCCCUACGACCUCUGCAGCCGGUUUGCAGCCGUGAUGGAGUCCAUUCACGGGGCCUCGACCGUGACUGUGAAAUAGACUGCGG